UGUCAUACUGCCUGGACUGGUGUGUCUGUAGAGAGUACAUGGUGUGUCCUCUGUGUGCACACUAUGGGCAGGAAGGUGACCUUGGCUACCUGUACAUUGAAUCAGUGGGCUCUGGAUUUUGAAGGGAAUCUGCAGAGAAUAUUACAGAGUAUAAAGAUUGCCAAGGAGAGAGGAGCUCGAUACCGACUCGGCCCAGAAUUGGAAAUAUGUGGCUAUGGCUGUUCGGAUCACUUCUUCGAGUCAGAUACAAUCCUUCAUUCUUUCCAAGUCCUGGUGAAGCUGCUGGAGUCUCCAGUGACCACCGAUAUCAUCUGCGAUGUGGGGAUGCCUGUGAUGCACAAAAAUGUUCGAUACAACUGUCGGGUGAUCUUCCUUAACAAGAAAAUUUUGCUCAUCCGACCAAAAACGGUAAUGGCGAAUGCUGGAAAUUACCGGGAGCUGCGCUGGUUUACACCAUGGAAUAAACUGAGAGAAGUUGAAGUUCACUUCCUUCCAAGAACUAUUCAGGACAUCACCGGGCAGGACACGGUACCAUUUGGUGAUGCAGUUCUGGCAACUAAAGACACCUGCUUAGGAUCAGAAAUCUGUGAAGAGUUGUGGGCACCAAAUAGUCCUCACAUUGAUAUGGGCCUGGACGGUGUAGAGAUAUUUACAAAUGCUUCUGGAAGUCAUCAUGAGCUGAGAAAAGCCCACUUACGUGUAGAUCUUGUCAAAUCUACAACCACAAAAAAUGGUGGGAUCUAUUUACUCUCCAAUCUCAGAGGCUGUGACAGUGACCGGCUUUAUUUUGAUGGUUGUGCUAUGAUAUCCAUCAAUGGAGACAUUGUAGCACAGGGCGUUCAGUUUUCUUUACAAAAUGUGGAGGUCCUCACAGCCACAUUAGACUUGGAAGAUGUCCGUAGCUACAGAGCCCACACAUCCUCACGGUGUAUAUCGGCCAGCAGAGUGACCCCAUUUCACAGAGUACACGUGGACUUUUCCCUUUCCUCAUUUGAUGAUGUAUAUACUCCCACAUCUGAACCAAUCCAAUGGAAGUACCACAGCCCUGAGGAGGAAAUCAGUCUUGGACCAGCCUGUUGGCUUUGGGACUAUUUAAGACGCAGUAAACAGGGAGGGUUCCUUCUUCCUCUCAGUGGUGGGGUGGACAGCUCUGCUGUAGCCUGUAUCGUGUACUCUAUGUGUCGGCUCGUAUGCCAGGCUGUGGAUAUGGGAAAUGAAGAAGUGCUGUGUGAUGUACGUCAUAUAGUCUGUGAUGAAUCCUAUAUGACCACUACUCCCAAUGAGCUCUGCAACCGUCUACUGACCACUUGUUACAUGGCCACUGAGAACUCCUCUGCUGAGACUCGAGAAAGGGCCAGAAUGCUGUCACAGGAAAUAGGCAGUUAUCACCUGACCCCAAUCAUUGACACCGCUGUGAAGGCUGUUAUUUGCAUUUUUACCUCUGUGACUGGCAAAGUCCCUCAGUUUCGUGUUCAUGGUGGAACUGGACAAGAGAAUUUGGCGCUUCAGAAUGUCCAGGCCCGAUUAAGGAUGGUGAUGGCGUAUUUGUUUGCACAGCUCAGCCUCUGGACACGUGGCUUACCAGGAGGACUUCUGGUUCUCGGAUCAGCUAAUGUGGAUGAAAGCCUUCGAGGAUACUUAACAAAGUAUGACUGCUCCAGUGCCGACAUAAACCCUAUUGGUGGGAUCAGUAAAACAGAUCUGAGAAGAUUCAUCGGUUAUGCUAUUGAUACAUUUCGGCUCAGAGCUUUGACAAGUAUACUGUCUGCCCCACCAACAGCAGAAUUGGAGCCGCUCACAGAUGGACACGUAUCGCAGACUGACGAAGAGGAUAUGGGAAUGACAUAUGAUGAGCUGUCCGUCUAUGGAAAGCUGAGAAAAGUUGUGAAAACUGGACCAUACAGCAUGUUCUGUAAACUGCUUCUCAUGUGGAGGACAGUAGCACCUAGACAGGUAGCUGAGAAAGUGAAAUAUUUCUUCAGGAUGUACUCCAUUAACAGGCACAAAAUGACGACCCUGACACCUGCAUACCAUGCCGAAAGCUAUAGCCCGGACGAUAACCGGUUUGACCUCCGGCCGUUCCUAUACAAUGCAUCUUGGGCAUGGCAAUUCCGCUGCAUCGAUGAACAGGCAGGUCUCUUACAAUUGCUGUGA
Messenger RNA from Staurois parvus, 2154 nucleotides. The record is from the annotation of a GenBank genome assembly. Lineage: Eukaryota; Metazoa; Chordata; Amphibia; Anura; Ranidae.